AUGGCAAUUCGACUUCAGAAUGUUGAAUCAGAUCCAUUAGGUAAACUUAUGGAGCAAUAUAAUCGUUUAGCUAAUGAGACAAAAUCUGUUGUAGCAAAAAAUGAAAAUACUACUAUAAAUGGAAAUAAUAUUAGAAAAUAUGAUUUAAAAGGUUAUCAAAAUUUAGGUGAUGAUAAUAUUACAAAUAUUAAUUCUUAUGGUAAUGGAACACAAAAUACUAUGUAUAAUGGUUAUACAUGGCCUAAUCCAAUGGGAUGGUGGGGUAAUCCUACUACUGGAACAAAUGAUAAUACAUGGGGUUCAGCAUUAUCAACAUAUGGUACAGGAAAUAGUGAUAUUAAUCAGAUAACAAAUUCAUCUACCUAUAAUCCAUACUUUUCAAGUAAUUUUCCCAGUCUUUUAUCAGCAGCUUCAAUAUCAACAAAUACACAAUCUAUUUUACCUUAUACAGUAAAUUCAAAAUUAUCACCAAAUCAAAAUUCAUUAAAAUAUCCUGAUACAAAUGUAUCAAUAUUAAAAGGAAGUCCUACAAAUGGAAAUUCACACUUAGGUGGUGGUAAAAUAUCAUCAACUCGAGCUGUUUGUGAAUGUCCAAAUUGUUUAGAAGCACAAAGAAUAGGUGUUAUAAAUGUUCCUGAAAAAAAACGUAAUAUUCAUAAUUGUCAUAUACCAGGAUGUGGUAAAGUUUACAGUAAAAGUUCUCAUUUAAAAGCUCACCUACGUUGGCAUAGUGGUGAAAGAGCUGUUAUUAGAAGAAAAUAA
Strongyloides ratti is the source of this 762-nucleotide messenger RNA. Its product is annotated as Transcription factor Sp6. Lineage: Eukaryota; Metazoa; Nematoda; Chromadorea; Rhabditida; Strongyloididae. The coding region runs from base 1 to 762 and encodes 253 amino acids. Gene Ontology annotation, biological process: regulation of transcription by RNA polymerase II. The transcript has 4 exons. Gene Ontology annotation, molecular function: RNA polymerase II cis-regulatory region sequence-specific DNA binding; DNA-binding transcription factor activity, RNA polymerase II-specific. The record is from RefSeq and is a predicted model, not a curated record.